This is a messenger RNA of Ylistrum balloti, 2583 nucleotides long. RefSeq names its product monocarboxylate transporter 3-like. The transcript is spliced from 5 exons. Gene Ontology annotation, biological process: transmembrane transport. Gene Ontology annotation, molecular function: transmembrane transporter activity. Bases 1 to 2583 code for a protein of 860 amino acids. The record is from RefSeq and is a predicted model, not a curated record. NCBI's taxonomy places the organism in Eukaryota, Metazoa, Mollusca, Bivalvia, Pectinida, Pectinidae.
AUGACAUCGCCAGAAAGAGCUUUGAUAGAUAAUGUCCAUGGAGAUCAAGAACAGCUUAAUGAAAACUUGAUAUCCAAAAAAGAUUCAAGAUAUAGUUGGUUUGUGUGCGCUUGCGGAUUUGUUAUGCAGGUUUUUAUUCUGGGAGUCCAUCAUGCAUUCGGAGUAUUCUUUGUUGAGUUUAUAAAAGAAUUCAAGGUUUCAAAAUCUCAAGCAGCCUGGGUUGGCUCCGUUGCUUAUGGUCUGUCCAUGACCUUCGGACCAGUGGUUGGAAUCCUGUUAAAGAGAUGGGGCAACAGGAAAGUUAUGAUGACGGGUGCCUUCAUAUGUGCAAUUUCUAUAUUUGCAUCGUCCUUUGUUGUUCGUUUGUCACAGCUUUUUGGUACAUUCUCGCUGAUGUACGGAAUCGGCACUUGCAUGUGUACUCAGCCUACUAUGACAAUUGGCCCUACGUACUUUGACAGACACCUGUCUGUAGCGAUUGGUCUCAUGACUGCUGGUAGUAGUGUGGGCACUUUGGUGAUGGCACCACUGUCCCAGUGCCUUAUAGAUAAUAUUGGAUGGAGGAACACUUUCCGCGUUUUCACGGGAACGUGUCUCUGUUGUGCUUUAUGUGGAGCCUUUAUUCUACCUCUCGAUGGAAUCGACAAAAGACCAGCCAUGACCUCAGAGAGCGUGGACAUCUCGACAUUCCGGCGUGUGCUGAGGGAGCUAAGACUAUGGAAAAACAGGGUGUUUAUUGUGUGGACGCUGUCAAUAACAUCGGUCAUGUUUGGUUUCUACAUUCCGUACGUACAUCUGGUAUCGUACGCUGAAGAUAUUGGCAUCUCCCCAGAUCAAGGUUCCAUCUUCGUCAUGUUACUGGGCGCAUCCACUGCCAUAGGGAGAAUCAGUUUCGGAAAGAUUGUGCAGCUUGGCUUCCUUAACCGGAUUCACAUGCAUCAGAUAUCCAUGGUGAUCACUGGCACAGGAGUGAUGCUCCUUCCGAUGAUCAAAACAUUUUCAGGAAUAGUAGCAUAUGUUAUUGUCGUCGGUCUAGUGGAUGGAUGUUACGUUGUGCUGCUUCCGGUUCUCACAACUUCGUUGAUGGGACCAGAAAACACUGUUCUUGCCUGGUGUUUCCUCGUCGGGACAAGUUCCAUCACUUUUACCCUCGGACCACCAAUAGCAGGGGCUUUAUAUGACCUACUUGGAUCAUAUGAUGUUGCGUUCCAUUGUGCUGGAAUCCCUGUAAUAGGUGGCGCUGUGAUAUUGUUUUUCAUCCCGUGGGCCCAGCGUACUAACACGGUUUACGAGAUUCCAUCUUAUCACAUCAAUGAAUGUGCCGUCAACGAAUACGACUUCACGGAUGACCUGCUGUAUGGGCCACGUGAUACCAUACCAAUACCAUCGUCAAGUACACUCAACUCCGAGUCGGUGGCGGGGGAGCAAAGUGGCGCCCUUCACAUGUUAACCCCAACACGAGGUAUCAGGACAAGUAUGCGCAGUAGGGCCAAGUCGUACAGGGACCAAAGCACAGCUACUUCCCCUGGAUCAACCAGCCUCAUUCCUAUGGACGUGCAGAACGCGCUAGAACAGCUAGACAAAACGAGACAGAUGCUUGAACAAAUGCUUAGCAGGGACCGCGAGGACAGGAGCAAGCGUUCUGUUAGCGAGCUAAUCCAGACUCAAACUCGACGGGAGCAUACACCAUCUAACGCCGUGAGUAUCAUGUCUGUGCCGGUGGGAUUGCACAUGUCUUGCUGCAGGUGUAGACAGGAGCAACACGGUGAAGAGCCCCUCGGUGAGUUUGGUAGGGAUUGUCGUGACUUGCUGUCCCCUACCUCCACGACUCAGCUGUCGAUGGGUUCAUCCUUCCAGUCCCGGAAUCUUUCCGACUACCAGGUGAACACAGAUGUUGCAGGUGCAACUGCUGGGUACCAUACCACCGGUUGCUUGUCCCCAGAAAGGAAGGCGCAUCUUCUGUGUCCUGGUCGCUUGGCAUGUCCCAUACAACAUGGUCACUGUACACACGAGCGGCAACCAACUCACACAGAUAUCGCAGACAAAUGCGAAGGAGAAGAAUUCGACAGGGCUGUACGCAGUCAGGUGGAGAACCUGCGGGGAACUUUGUUGAGUCCAUCUAGAAAUCCCUUAUUUGGGGACAGCAAGGAGGACCUGCGCAGGGAAUCGGCAAGUGAUUUUCAGCUAAUCGAUCAGAGCGAUCUUGAGUCCGCAACAAUGCCAGUCAUCACGCAAGACACGACUUCUCACAAAAGGGAGAGUAUCCAUAGACUUUGUUCGCCAAAGCUUGAGGUGAUCGAAGAGGUUCCUGUGAACCCAACUCACGCAGACAACGCAUUAGCAAACACUGAACCUUCUUCUGAGGCUGUAGAAACCUGGCUUAGGAACUCGCCUAACUGCACCCAGAUAUCGAUCCCUAUAGACAGUGAAGACUGUCUGUCGGGUAACGAAAGCUCUCCAAAUACAGAAGUCACAGCACCUGAUACGGCGUCUAACAGGUCAAGUCCUGGCGGCGAAAUCGACGUGUUCACACACCUGUUUGAUGACAACGUCGACGAAGACGACAACGACAGUAACAAAUAA